This is a messenger RNA of Ornithodoros turicata, 2475 nucleotides long. RefSeq names its product ATP-dependent RNA helicase DDX1-like (gene Ddx1). The transcript is spliced from 31 exons. Bases 162 to 2384 code for a protein of 740 amino acids. Lineage: Eukaryota; Metazoa; Arthropoda; Arachnida; Ixodida; Argasidae. Gene Ontology annotation, molecular function: nucleic acid binding; ATP binding; RNA helicase activity. The record is from RefSeq and is a predicted model, not a curated record.
GAGCUCAUGUGUUACCCUCAGCCCUCACAAUCGUCGUCGUCAUUAACAUUUUCGGGCGUUUAGGUGUUUCGGUGUGUACCGGUAGCGGUAGUAGCGGUGUACCCAGUGUACCGAGUUGAUUAUUGACAGGACAUCUUGUUUGUCUUGACUGUUGUUUAAGCAUGACUGCUUUUGAAGAAAUGGGAGUACUGCCAGAAAUCGCGCAAGCGGUUGAAGACAUGGAAUGGACGCUCCCAACCGAUGUCCAAGCGGAGGCUGUGCCUCUAAUUUUGGGUGGUGGUGAUGUACUGAUGGCGGCCGAGACGGGUAGUGGAAAGACAGGAGCAUUUUGUCUUCCUAUCUUACAAAUUGUGUGGGAGACCCUCAAAGACGAACAAACAGGAAAAAACAAAAGAGGCGGCAAAGCAGCUGCUGCAACAACGACAUCAAAAAAUUGGACAAUGAGUUUCUUCGACAGAGGAGAGGCACUGGCCGUCAGCCCGGACGGUUUGACGACUCAGAGUCGGGACCACAAAGCAUGGCAUGGCUGCCGCUGCACUAAGGGUGUACAAAAUAGGGGGAAAUACUACUACGAAGCUAAGGUCACAGAUGAGGGACUGUGCCGUGUGGGGUGGUCAACUCUGGCGGCCGCUCUUGAUUUAGGAACUGACAGUCGGGGUUAUGGUUUUGGUGGGACAGGAAAAAAAUCAUUUGGGAGACAGUUUGAUGAAUACGGCGAGCCCUUCGGCAUGCACGACGUGAUUGGAUGUUACUUGGACCUAGACAACAAUAUCGUCAAGUACUCUAAAAAUGGAGUGGACCUGGGCGAUGCUUUCCAGAUUGCUCAGAAUCUCAGGCGAUGCCCUUUCUUUCCUGCUGUUGUUCUGAAGAAUGCAGAGAUGUCAUUCAACUUUGGAGCUUCGCCUUUCAAGCAUCCUCCACCGGGUGACUACAUAGCGGUCUGCGAGACACCCAAGGAAUGUAUGCUUGACUCCACCGUUACAGGCACAUCUGUUGGAGCACCGAAGAAUGUUAAGAAUGCUCCACAGGCCAUCAUCAUAGAGCCUUCCAGGGAGCUAGCUGAGCAGACAUUGAAAUGCAUCACCAGCUUCAAGAAGCACCUGAAAGAUCCAGUAGUAAGGGAGCUGUUAGUUAUUGGUGGAGUUGCUGCAAAAGAACAAGUGGAAAUGCUGAGAAGUGGGGUGGACAUUGUGGUGGGCACACCAGGUCGCCUGGAAGACCUCAUUUCGACGGGUGAAGUUAGUCUCACGCAGGUGCGAUUCUUUGUGCUGGAUGAAGCUGAUGGCCUCCUAAACCAAGGCAAUGGUGACCUGAUCAACAGGAUACACAAGCAAAUUCCGCAGAUUACCGCGGAUGGGAAGCGUUUACAGAUGGUGGUGUGCUCCGCAACAUUGCAUUCGUUUGAAGUCAAGAAAUUAGCCGAGCGGCUGAUGCAUUUUCCAACCUGGGUCGACUUGAAAGGAGAGGACAGUGUCCCUGAAACUGUUCAUCAUGUUGUUUGCAUCGUAGACCCUAGAAAAGACUCGUCGUGGAUGAGCCUUAGCCGGCACGUUACGACUGAUGGCGUUCAUCAGGCAGAUGGUAUUCGACCAGGAGCGAACACGCCCGAAACCUACUCCGAAGCCGUUAAACUCCUUAAAGGGGAAUACACGAUACGAGCCAUUCAGAAGCAGAAGAUGGAUCAGGGGAUCAUUUUCUGUCGAACAAAAUUGGACUGUGAUAACUUGGAAAAGUACAUGAUCCAACAGGGAGGAGGGCCCAGAAACAGGAACAACCCUUUCUCCUGCGUCUGUCUCCAUGGAGAUCGUAAGCCUCAAGAGAGGAAGGGAAAUUUGGAAAUGUUCAAGAGAGGAGAGGUGAAAUUCUUAAUUUGCACGGAUGUCGCAGCUCGAGGUAUCGAUAUCUCUGGUGUACCAUUCGUGAUUAAUGUGACGCUUCCUGAUGAAAAGUCAAACUAUGUCCAUAGGAUUGGUCGAGUCGGAAGAGCAGAACGAAUGGGGCUGGCCAUAUCACUAGCAGCAGCAGUUCCAGAAAAGGUCUGGUACCACUCCAAUUGCUCGAGCAAAGGCCGCAACUGUUUCAACACCAACCUCACCGAGCGCGGCGGCUGCUGCAUCUGGUACAACGAACCGCAGUACCUGUCCGACAUCGAGGAUCAUCUGAACGUGACGAUCCAGCAAGUCGAGCCAGACCUCCACAUUCCUGCCGACGAAUUUGACGGGAAAGUUGCAUACGGACAGAAGAGACAGCAAAUGGGGAGUAUGUACGAAACACACACCAAGCAGAUGGCUCCUGCAGUUCAAGAGUUGGCUCAACUUGAACACAAAUCUCAGUCCCUGUUUAUCGAGCGGUACUACAUCAAUAAGCAGUCGUUCCUGCGUUAGACUGCGUGCAUUAUCUUGCGCUUGUUUUUGUGUCAUUUUUUUUUUGUUCUGGAGAUACGAAACAAUAAAUAAGUUAUUGUCCACCCCAAAA